UCCAACAGUGGAUAGACCGCGAGAGUAUCGAGACAUGGAGGUGUCCGAGGGCCCAUUUAGCAGAGUUGGCUCCGUAAUAAAAAAGAUUGUCUAAAAAAGAUAUAUGCACAGUAUAUCUAUUUCAAUCCAAAAUAUGCUGUCUCCAUAGCGAUGACUGUGCGUACAAAAUAUACAGUGAUCAACAUUCGAAAUUCGACAGCGUGGGAAGUGGGGCUGAAAGCCCCCUCCCUUCCCAGAAGAUUCCAGCCCAUGUGUUGUAGUGAGCAUCGGGACGACGCCGAGAGAGAUGACCACGCGCACGUGUGUCUGUGACGAGUCCGUGAAGGUGAUGACCACGCACUUGUGUCUGUGACGAGUCCGUGAAGGUGACGAACCACGUGCGUGUGUCUGUGACGAGUCCGUGAAGGUGAUGACCACGCGUGUGUCUGUGACGAGUCCGUGAAGGUGAUGACCACGCGCGUGUGUCUGUGACGAGUCUGUGAAGGUGACGACCACGCGCAUGUGUCUGUGACGAGUCCGUGAAGGUGAUGACCACGCACGUGUGUCUGUGACGAGUCCGUGAAGGUGAUGACCACGUGCGUGUGUCUGUGACGAGUCCGUGAAGGUGACGACCACGCACUUGUGUCUGUGACGAGUCUGUGAAGGUGAUGACCACGCGCGUUUGUCUGUGACGAGUCUGUGAAGGUGAUGACCACGCGCACGUGUGUGUCUGCAUGUGCGAUAGCCGCUGUGUCACUAGAGAGGUCACGUGUACAGAUCGCCGAGGGGAUGCGUGCGAGUGGGGGGCCGAGUCUUGGCAGGAGUCGCGGUGUCCCGGGGCUCUCGCUGCUGCCGCUGCUUCUGGCGCUCAUCAGCAGCAGCCCGGACGUGGCCAACUCGCUGCGGUCUUGCGCCGCCGCCGUCGACGAUGGGUGCGCUCGCAAUCACGUGGUUGCUGUGCACCUGGUGCCUCAGGACACGGACCAGGCAGUCAAUCCAGGUCCCGACAGGCUGUUCCGGUGGAGAUGCACGGCCGAGAUGGAGGCGGAAGCCCCUUGCCGGAUUGAGUUGGUCAACAACAGCAAGAUGAGGAUCAUCUGCGCUGGGAUGUACUUCGUGUACAGCCAGCUCGCGUACAAGACGAACAGGUCCGUGGCGAUGAUUGGUCACAGCACCGUGAAGUUCAAACGGCACUUCAACAGCAUGGGUGAAGAAGUCUGCAAGGCACGCGUGCUCAUGGCAAGCACCCUCGCUAAAAGUUCCGGGGGUUGCCAGGUGCAGGGGUCACCGUGUGCCUGCUUCGAGACGAGCUACCACGGAGGGGUCUUCUUCUUAGCCAAGGGUGAGGAGGUGGCUGUGAGGCCCUUCGACGACUACAUGAACACCGCAGACUUCUGCCUGGGACAGAACGAGGUGUUCCUGGGGGCCUGGUGCAUCGAGCCCCUGUCGCCCAGGGCGUCCCCGUGAGGCUCCACGGUGGCGAUGAGUGGAGAGAGAAGCACCAUUUCAACUCCCAUAUCAGGAACCAAUAUGGGUGUCAGAAAUUAGGGGUUAUAAUUAUAAUGAUAGUAACAACCUCUGGUUUUUUUGUAAUUCUAUAACAGCGCCUUUCAUAUUCUCGGUUCUUUCGGUAAAGUCACGUAGAAGUACUGGAAUCUCAAAGCGUUGUACGUAAAAAAUAUAUAAACUUCACUCGCAAGUAUAGAUACAAUAUAAGCGAAAUAUAAAACCUGUUAAUAACAAUGUCAAAUGACUGCUCUCGAAAUGCCAAUAAAAUUAAGAACUGCGAUGUAAUAAAAGCGUCCUCUCAUUCAGGUAGCUGCUGCUGUUCUCGGAAAUCUGUAAGGUCUGUAAGUGUUCCCGAAUCGACGGGGCCAAUUUUUGUUUGCCAGUUUUUAAGAUGAUAAAAAAAAGUUUUUUAGCCGAGCUAGAAAUUAUUUGGCGUUCUCAUCGUCAUUUUGCUGUUGGCAUUUUGGCGUUCUUUACUCGAUUGCAGCGUUCUUCAUCGCAAGGCCCGCGGGUCACUGGCGGCCCCCUGGUGGCCUUUA
Molecule: messenger RNA, 2027 nt
Organism: Petromyzon marinus (sea lamprey)
Lineage: Eukaryota; Metazoa; Chordata; Hyperoartia; Petromyzontiformes; Petromyzontidae
Biological process (GO): immune response
Cellular component (GO): membrane
Molecular function (GO): tumor necrosis factor receptor binding
Source: RefSeq, a predicted model, not a curated record